UCUUCCGUGCAGAGCAGCGUGCCGAGCGCUCGGGAGAGUACGAUCGGACGGAGGCGGUAGACGGGAAGGCAGAGAUUAAUUCAGAGGAAAAUCGUGAUGUCCCGGCUCUCUCCGCCCCUUGGGAAAACGCGAGGGAACGGAUCCAGGCCCGAGCCCAUCGGCCCAUCACCCGGCGGCGUCUGUCGAGCGCUGACAGCGUGCAGAGCGCUGUGAGGGGGCGUCCCUGGAUCCGGCCGGCAUGAAUCCGUCCGACCCCGGCGCCAACGGUCUGUGCGCCAUCUGCGGGGACCGGGCCACGGGCAAGCACUACGGGGCCUCCAGCUGCGACGGCUGCAAGGGCUUCUUCCGGCGCAGCAUCCGCAAGAGCCACGUGUACACCUGCAGGUUCAACCGGCAGUGCGUGGUCGACAAGGACAAGAGGAACCAGUGUCGAUUCUGUCGCUUGAAAAAGUGCUUCCGAGCGGGGAUGAAGAAAGAAGCCGUGCAGAACGAACGUGACAGGAUCAGCACGAGGCGGACGGCCUCCGACGGCAGUAACAUCCCCUCCAUCAACACCCUGGCGCAGGCCGAGACCCUCUCCCGCCAGAUCUCGGGUCCCAGCCCCGGCGUCGGCGCCGUGGACGUCCACCUGAGGAAGGCGGCGGGCAUCGCCGACGUCUGCGACUCCAUGAAGCAGCAGCUGCUCGUCCUGGUGGAGUGGGCCAAGUACAUCCCCGCCUUCUGCGACCUGCCCCUGGACGACCAGGUGGCCCUGCUGAGGGCCCACGCCGGAGAGCACCUUCUGCUCGGCGCCACGAAGAGGUCCAUGAUGUACAAGGACGUUCUGCUGCUCGGGAACGGCUCCAUCGUCCUCCGGAACAGCCCCGAGGUGGAGAUCAGCCGGGUGGCCAAUCGCGUCCUCGACGAGCUCGUGCGGCCCUUCCAGGAGAUCCAGAUCGACGACAACGAAUACGCCUGCCUCAAGGCCAUCGUCUUCUUCGACCCAGAUGCCAAGGGUCUGAGCGACCCCCUGAAGAUCCGGCGAAUGAGGUUCCAGGUCCAGCUGGGGCUGGAGGAUUACAUCAACGACCGGCAGUACGACUCCCGCGGCCGCUUCGGAGAGCUGCUUCUCCUCCUGCCCGCCCUGCAGAGCAUCACCUGGCAGAUGAUCGAGCAGGUCCAGCUGGUCAAGAUGCUGGGCGUGGCCAAGAUCGACAACCUGCUCCACGAGAUGCUGCUGGGAGGGAAGGCCCCGAGCGCGAUGCCAGCGUCCCUGACGCCCGGCUGGCCGUGCCCGCUCCCGGGGGGCGCCCACGACACCGGCCACCUGCACCACCCGGCGGUGCACCCGCACCUGUCCCAGGACCCGCUGACCGGCCAGACCAUCCUCCUCGGCUCCAUGGCCGCCCCGGUGCCCCCUGACCACCUCCAGACUCCGGAAACUCCGCUGCCGUCUCCGCCUCAGGGUUCCGGGCCGGACCAGUACAAGAUCCCACCCAAUCAAGCUUCCGUCAUCUCCCACCACGUCCUGCCCAAGCCGAAGCAGUUGUGAUGUCCGACGGCCGCGCUUCCCCGACGGGACCCACCUCUCCUACCCGUCCGGGGGGGAAGGGUCCGGGGGGCGGGUGGGGGUUGGUCCGGACCCAGGCGGACGGGCUCCCCUCGUCCCUCGGAUUCGGAAAAUCCCCCUCCGCGCCCCCCCCCCCCCGGGCCGCGGACGUCUCAAUCCCGUGAGAAAUAAUCUGUAAAUAAUUCCCCUCCGGUGUCCCCCCGGCCCCAAGACCCGGCACCGGUUCAUCAGACACGGACCCGGCACCCGAUGAAUUAUAAACCCGCAGAUCAGUCAUCGAGGCUCUCGAGGGGAGCAGGGGACGGGGGGAGGGGGCACGGCGAGUCCCGGUUCGUUGCAGACAAGAAGAGAAGUCACUUAUCUAGGCGUCCAGCCACCUCUGACCCCACAGGGAAAGACACGGGCCUGUUUCUCGACCGCUAGGCCCAGCCCGGCGGAAAUGUGAGGGAGGGUCUGGGCAGGGGAGGGGCUUCGGGUCGGCGGGCAGUGUGGACGAGGGGGCAGGAGCGUGGAACGGGGAAUCGAUAAUGAUGACGGCUUCUGUUCAGCGUUUACUAGGCGCCAAGCGCUCUACUAAGCGCCGGGGUGGACAGGAGACCGUCAGGUCCCACG
Ornithorhynchus anatinus (platypus) is the source of this 2161-nucleotide messenger RNA. It is a transcript of the gene HNF4G, whose product is annotated as hepatocyte nuclear factor 4 gamma. The transcript has 10 exons. Gene Ontology annotation, biological process: regulation of transcription by RNA polymerase II; anatomical structure development; cell differentiation. NCBI's taxonomy places the organism in Eukaryota, Metazoa, Chordata, Mammalia, Monotremata, Ornithorhynchidae. The record is from RefSeq and is a predicted model, not a curated record. Bases 239 to 1531 code for a protein of 430 amino acids. Gene Ontology annotation, molecular function: RNA polymerase II cis-regulatory region sequence-specific DNA binding; nuclear receptor activity; zinc ion binding.